Messenger RNA from Capronia coronata CBS 617.96, 744 nucleotides. RefSeq lists its product as uncharacterized. Gene Ontology annotation, molecular function: copper ion binding; superoxide dismutase copper chaperone activity. The transcript is spliced from 3 exons. Gene Ontology annotation, cellular component: cytoplasm. The record is from RefSeq and is a predicted model, not a curated record. Lineage: Eukaryota; Fungi; Ascomycota; Eurotiomycetes; Chaetothyriales; Herpotrichiellaceae. The coding region runs from base 1 to 744 and encodes 247 amino acids. Gene Ontology annotation, biological process: removal of superoxide radicals.
AUGGGAAGCCUGGGUAUUCAACCAUUUCAAACCACCUUUGCGGUGCCGCUUCAUUGCGAUGGCUGUGUAAAGGAUGUCUCUGGAGCCUUGAAUCGAGUAGAGGGCAUUACCAAGUUUGAAGCCAAUCUUAAAGACCAACUCGUUUAUAUCGAAGGGACGGCACCUCCUUCAUCAAUUGUGUCAGCCAUUGAAUCUACUGGCCGAGAUGCCAUCUUACGCGGUAGCGGGAAGUCGAAUUCCGCCGGCGUUUGCAUUUUAGAGACUCACGCAAAAGGCGUGCCAGAUCCCGUCCGGGGUCUUGCACGAAUGGUCCAAGUUUCCGACAACCAUACGCUGGUCGACCUGACCAUCCGUGGUGUAUCACCCGGUACAUACCAUGCUACUGUCCGUGAAACCGGAGAUAUCUCGCGCGGCGCGGUCUCCACGGGCGGGAUCUGGGAAGCCAUCAAAAGUCUGGGUGGCUUCGGUCAGCCUCGAGGGUUGUUUGGUACGAUAGUGGUGGGGAAAGACGGCCGGGGAAACGCAUUCUUGGAUCGACCCGUGUCGAUUUGGGAGAUCAUCGGUCGCAGCAUGGUGGUGUCGAAACAACCAGAGGGAGCGUUUCAAACCGAUGACCCAGAAACCCUAGUUGGAGUUAUUGCUCGCUCCGCCGGAGUCUGGGACAACGACAAAACAGUAUGUAGUUGCUCGGGAAAGACGGUUUGGGAGGAACGCAAGGAGCAGGUCGGAAAAGGAAUGUUAUAA